Molecule: messenger RNA, 1686 nt
Organism: Pseudovirgaria hyperparasitica
Lineage: Eukaryota; Fungi; Ascomycota; Dothideomycetes; Acrospermales; Acrospermaceae
Product: putative isomerase YbhE
Exons: 2
Coding region: 108-1352 (414 amino acids)
Molecular function (GO): protein binding; 6-phosphogluconolactonase activity
Source: RefSeq, a predicted model, not a curated record
CCUCCGCGCAUUUGGCAUUGUUCAAUAGUCUGUGCUCAUCAAAGCGCUGUUCAUAUUUGACCUCGUGCGAAAAGUGCACAUUUCACAAUUCUCCUUCAAAAGCACUGAUGAUGCGCCUUUCAUUCUUCGGCCUAGCUCUGGCAGCUGCCGCUUCCCCCAUCUCCGCCGAUGACCAGCCCCGAGCAGCGUGUGAGGAUAAUAACGCACGCCUAUAUGUGGCCUCGUACUCCGGCGGGAUCAAGACUUUGGAGUACACCAGCAAUGAUGGCAAGCUCAGUCUAACCAAGAACGGCACCGAGUGUAAUCCUGCUGCUGUGUGGCUCGAGCUUGAUAAAGCCAACAAGGUUCUAUUCUGCAGCGAGGAGACCAAUGGUGGGCUUUAUUCCUUCAAACAAGAGGAGGACGGCUCUCUCACCAAGCUCGCAAGCGCCGACGUCGUCUAUGCUCCCGUCUCCAGCACUCUCUUCAACAACGACGGUAAUCGUGGCAUUGCGCUCGCAAACUAUGCAAACGACUCAACUGGCGGACCUGGUCUGACAACCUUGAGUGCCCCUCUCACUGGCGACAAGCUCGAGAUCCUCCACUACAUCGACCUCUCCAAGGAGAAGGGCUCCAACGCAAACCCUGCGCGCCAAGCAACUCCUCAUCCACAUCAAGUCCUCCUUGAUCCUACCGGGGGCUUCAUACUGACCCCAGAUCUUGGCUCUGAUAUGAUUCGCUUCUUGUCUAUUGAUAAAAGCAACAACAACAUCACCCAGGUCGGUCAAAUCGCCGCGACCCCUGGCUCGGGGCCGCGCCAUGGCAUCUUUUACUCUCCAAAAGGCACCGACAAUUACGACAAGGCGAACCCUCUUUACUACAUCCUUACUCAUGAACUCGACAACACCCUCGUCGUAUACAAGGUCACAUAUCCCACCGAGGGCCAACCGAUCUGGUUUGAGCAAGUCUUCGACACCAACACGUUUGGCGGCAAUGCUCCUCCAGCAGGCGCUUUAGCCUCUGAGGUGCAGAUCUAUGGCAAGUUUCUGUACGCCGCCAAUCGUCUUGACAUGAGUCUCAGGAUCCCCCCGCUUGGUUCAGACCCUAAGGGUGAGGCGACAAUGCUAAGUGAUAGCAUUGCCGUGUUCGAGAUCACAGACGAGGGUCAUCUGAAAUUUUUGACCCUCACAUCAGCUGGUGGCGUAAAUCCCAGGCAUUUCAGCAUAAACAAGGCCGGUGAUCUGGCUGCAGUUGGACUGAGCAACAACAACACCGUGGUGCUGCUGAAAAGGGAUGUCAACACCGGUAUUCUCGGCGAUCCGGCGGCUUGGACUGACGUCAUGGCACCCACCACGGUCAUUUUCGACGAAUAGAACCAUGACGGAAAGUGGUGGUCGUGUUGAACAAUCUAUCUGGGCGGACGAGCUGUUUGUACCGGCCCGACGACAUUUCACCAUGGCUGUGGCGGAAUUUGGAUUAGAAAUUAGGUCCAUAUAGGCUAGCCUCAAUAUAGCUGUAUUCUGACACAAUGGUAUCAAGAAUCGCAAGUCACUAUUUACUGUCUGUGCUUUGAAACUCCUCCCCUCCGGCUGGUAUCGAUGUACUAUCUAUGUAUGGUAGAUAAGUGUACCACAGCCCCUUUGUUUUCACGUUGGCGUGCUUCAGCUGCACAGCUACAGGUAGAACCGUCAUUUUCACUACAUAAGU